This is a messenger RNA of Baudoinia panamericana UAMH 10762, 2319 nucleotides long. RefSeq lists its product as uncharacterized. The record is from RefSeq and is a predicted model, not a curated record. Lineage: Eukaryota; Fungi; Ascomycota; Dothideomycetes; Mycosphaerellales; Teratosphaeriaceae. The coding region runs from base 312 to 1967 and encodes 551 amino acids. The transcript has a single exon.
AUAAGGUGGCCGGUCCAAUACAGGCUCCAUCUGCCAAAGAAGCAAUCCUUCUCUCGAGGCCUCGAAAUCACGGACGACUCCCGACCUCGAUCCACAUGCGCGGGCGAGUGCCGGGCAAAGCAAGGUCACUCUGGCUUGUGGGCUCCUUCAGCUACAACUCAGUUAGCAGGUUCACAUGCCACUGUUUCUGAGGCAGAAAGCUCACAUUCUUGGCUUGCGAGAUAUAUAUCAAAUGCCGUUCCUUCUUGAAUAUCGCAACUAUCAACGGCUUUACAUCACUUCGCACCUUCAAGCGGCGAGUGUUUGGAUCAAUGCAAAGGUUGUUGCACCAGUACCAUAACCAUCUCUUGAUACAAACACCCCUUUUGCGGUCUUCCAGCAACUACAAUCGAUCACUUUUCGGUCUUACAGAUUGGAUUCCCACCACCAGCAUAGUAUAUACGAACAACCAUCACCAUAUCCACACCAUGCCGCCUAAGUCAGCCCUCCUGACCGCCGGCGAUCCGCUACCGAGACUCAAGCCCACCUACACCCGCGACCCACUGACCACCGCUCAGCGACUUGCCAACGUCGAGGUUGCUAGAGCCAAGGCGCUCAAGAAUGUCCCUCGCUCGCCACCGCCGGAUGCCAAGCCGAAGAAGAAGUCAAUGGCGCCCCCGGAAGAGACAGAGCGACUGCGGGCGCUGAAAGCGAAGAACAAGGCUCGGGUGGGUAAGUCGACCAAGCCCAGGAAACCACUUACAACAAGAGAGAAGUUGGCGGCGUCGGAUAAGAAGGCGAAGAGUAAGAACGCGAAUGGGUUGAAGAAACGGCAGGCAGAGGCAGAUAGGGAGAAGGAGAAAGUGUUGGAGGGAAGGGUGGACAAGGGUAAGAGGGCCGGCAAGACGAGGACCGUGAAAAGGCCGGGCAUGAUGUCUAUUCUAAGGGAACACUCUCCGACAGCUGUCCGCUUUGCGGGGAAGAAAGACGGCUUGACGGUAAUCUGUCGCCCGACGCAGCGGACAGAGAUGCAUGCUCGCGAGCUGCGGGAGAGGGCGAUGAAGAUGCCGGAGGUGAAGGCUCUGUGGGGGAGCGCUGAGGUGCAGGUCUUUGCGAGGAAGACGAGGUACUCCACAGCGGCCAAGGUUCUCGAGGAUUGCCGCGCCAAAGCAAAGGAGCACAACGAAACGGCUAUCAACGUCCUGAGCAAGCUCGAGAAGCUUGUGGACUUCCGAGUCCUGCCGUAUCCGGGAGUGAUCGAGCUAGAUGCGGUCGACAUCAAGGGCGAGCAUGCCGUCUUCAGGUUUCUCGACCUGCCGGAGCGUGUUCGCAAGCGAGUCUACAAGUUUGCCGUCGUCGAGCAGCGCUUCUUUAUCCCACCCGACCACGAGCAGCCGGACUUGGCAAUGGUCAACAAGCUAAUCAGGAUGGAAAUCCUGCCCGUCUACUACAGCAGCAACACGUUCAAAGUGGAUCUGACGCCACCACCACCGCUCAUCAUCAAGCCCGGACACAGCGCAACGGCACUUGGCAGGCUCGGUGAUCUCGCUGAAGGCACGAAGAAGCUGUCAGGGAUGCAAACCUUCGAGCGCCGGGCGGAGGCUAUCGAAUCAGGCGGUUGGCUCAAGCACAUCCACAAGUGGGUGCUAGACUACGCACCACCGCGCAUCAGCAAGCUCGACUCCCACGGCGACUACGAGGAGGAGGAUGCGAGCUUCAUGCUCGCCAUCGAAUUCAAGCCUAGCGGCGGGAGUGCUAAUGUGGAAAUCCAUCACGAAGCAAGCUGCAUCCUGCCUACCCUGACCGGCUACGGUAGGUGCGCGGUACAACUGACGCCGAAGUGGGUGAACGAGUUGGUGAUUGAGGCCUGCGAAAAGCUUAUGAAGCACAAGGAAUUCCGGGCGGCGGUGCUUGUGGAGCUCGUGCGGGCGGUUCAGGAUAGGGUGCGGGAGUUGGUGGGCAAGAGGUGCGAGGUGGAGAGCGUUUAGUGCGAGGCUAGUAGGUAGAUGAUGUGGUCUACUUUCAAUGGCCUGGUAGCUUUAUGGCGUGGAAGAUGGCGAUGGUGUGGUCACGGUCAUAUAGCAUGCGAAGCUUGCGGAAGCCUUUCCGUCAUAUACUCUUGUUGCAUAGCAUCUCUGUAAUAUUGACCUACGGUCGAGCAAGCUAGGCUAUCGGCAGUGGUUGGCUGCAUGUGUGUACAUGCCCGCCGCUUGCCGCAAAUGAACAAACUGCUUCCGCAGACGCACGGGCCUGUGCUUUGCACUUCGUGCUGCCGCUCUGGCUAGCCUGCUCAGGCCCGAAUGUCACUCUCCAAACUACUGCCUUGGGUGAUUCGGAGAA